AUGUGGCCAUUCCUUUCUUCUACCCCCUCCAACGCUCACAUUGUCUCAGCGAAGCGUGAAGAGCGCAAUCGAGCUCUAAAGUUUGGAAACGUUGUGGCAACUGCCGGAGCCGCUAGUCCCGAGGACCAGACCCUCUACCUGAAGGCAACUGCCUCGGAAAUUGUUUCUCGUAUCCAAAAGGGCGAGUGGACUGCUUCACGCGUCCUCGAAGCCUAUAUCGCUCGCGCCCUCGUCGCGCAGUCCAAAACCAACUGCUUGACGGAAGUUUUCUUUGAGCGUGCAAGGAUUCAGGCCAAGAACCUCGAUGCAGAUUUUGCCUCCACCGGGAAGCUCAAAGGACCCCUUCACGGUGUACCAGUUAGCAUCAAGGACCAAAUUGAUAUCGAAGGCCUCGACAGUUCUCUCGGACUCUCUCAAUGGGUGCAUAAACCAGCUACCGAGAACGCAGAUAUUACCGAUAUCCUUCUCAAAGCCGGUGCAAUUCUCUACGUCAAGACGAACGUUCCCCAAACCCUGCUCGCCAUCGAGUGCAGCAACCCCGUGUUCGGCAGGACGACCAACCCAUAUGAUGCAUCUUUCAGCUCCGGAGGGAGCUCAGGCGGUGAAGGCGCAUUGAUCGCAAUGGAUGGCGCGCCCUUAGGAAUCGGCUCUGACAUUGCGGGGAGCGUCCGCAUCCCUGCAGCCUACUGCGGGAUCUAUUCGUUCAAGCCUGCAUCUGGAAGACUUUCGUAUUUUGGUGCCCGUGCUCCCGUACCCGGAUUCGAUGGUAUUAAACCUAACAUUGGUCCGAUGGGAAGUGGUCAAACCGACAUCGCUCCUUUACCCUUCCGUGAUAUCACACUCCCUUCAAAAUUAAAAUUUGGCUACUACACAUCAGGUUCGUCCUUAUACAAUCGUGACCUUUUUCCACACUUAUCCCGAAAGCCAGAUAAUUACAUCAAAGCCUCGCCCGCUUGCAAACGUGCUGUGCUCGAGACUGUGCAAGCCCUCCGAAGGCAGGGACACGAAUGUGUCGAGAUUACACUCCCGGACGGCUUGGCCUCAGGAGACGGCUACAAGACUUUACUGGGUAACCUCGGACCUGACCAGAAGGAGAGCGCCCUUUGGUCGACCACUUUGGGACCAGCCCUUCCCGCCUUACUCCGUGAUGCCGUGACUUGGGUCCUCGAGAAGGUCUGGGGCGACAAGAUCUCUGCGGACACAAUCCGCGCGUCAAAGGUCAUACCUGUUGAGGAUUAUUGGGCUCUCGCUGACAAGCGUGAUGCCUUUGGUCGGGAGUUCCAAGAACAGGUUUGGGAUCGGUACCAGGUCGAUGGAAUCAUUUGCCCCGUACAGGCCUUGCCACAGUUGCCUCAUGGUGGCUGUGACAAUUACUCGGCCAUCGCAGUGUCCACCCUGCUUUACAAUGUCCUCGACGCACCCGUCGGCUGUCUUCCCGUCACCCGGGUCGACCCCGCCAAAGACCAAAUCACCUCCAAAUGGAAGCACGAAUCUGGCCAUGGCUCAAGCGUGUUUGAACGGGGUUUAUACUAUGGCAGCAACAAGCUCUACGAUCCUGAGAUGUCGGAAGGCAUGCCAGUGAGCAUCCAACUCGCCGGGAAGAGAUGGGAAGACGAGAAGGUGUUGGCGAUGAUGCAAGUCAUUGACGAUGCUCUUGGGAAAGAGCGUGGCUUUGGGCCUGGUGCUUUCGAUAGGUAUACCUUGGGCUCCAGGUGA
Molecule: messenger RNA, 1716 nt
Organism: Coprinopsis cinerea okayama7#130
Lineage: Eukaryota; Fungi; Basidiomycota; Agaricomycetes; Agaricales; Psathyrellaceae
Product: general amidase
Exons: 12
Coding region: 1-1716 (571 amino acids)
Biological process (GO): fatty acid catabolic process
Molecular function (GO): fatty acid amide hydrolase activity; amidase activity
Source: RefSeq, a predicted model, not a curated record